AGUAGAUGUAGCGGUAAACGUAAAAGGCUACUGCUUCUUCAGUGCCUCGGUUAUUCUCAUCAGUUACUUGCUUAUUUCAGUUUAAAUCGAAUAUCGAGAUACUGCUCAGUUAGAUACCCGACAAUAAGUAAGUACCUAAGUUAUUUGUUGAGGUAGUGACGCUCUCAAAGCCGGAAAUCACCUCGUGCUGUUUCACCCUCCAUGUUCAGAACUGAUACAUAGAUUCACGAAAAAAGAUGAAAAAUGGUUGAGUUCGACGGAGCAAGUGAUAAAACUCACGUUCCGCACGCGAGUGAUAGCGCAACAACUACAUCCGAAAACAAGCUUCGCUCACCCGACAUCAAACAGCCCUCGGGAACCACUACGAUGACCUCGACAAUCGCACCAGCCCCUCCUCCUCCUCCCUCUCCCACCUCCAACAGUACUUUUUCACAACUAGGAAGAAGCCCACCAGGAGCACCUCCGAUUCCGAAGCCACCAUCUACUAAAAACUCUCCCGCCAACACUAGUCAUGUACAGAAGGCACCAACCCCUGCAAAGAACUCUCCCAAACAAGAAGAUCAUAGUACUAGCUCAUCCACAACAGAAUUUUUCUUCGAAGAAGAGGGCUCACUUGGAAUAGAGUUUGAAGAUUUUGUCCACCCAUUUCGCGUAAUAGACUUACACGACGGCCUCUGUAAGAAGCUUUUUGAAGACACCUUUCCGGUUCCGGGAGUACUUGUGUCGAUCAACGGAAAAACGAUCUCGUCGGAAACGGACUGGGAUAAUGAUCUUGUACUUUACAUUUUUUGUCGUGGAUGUACAUGUAUGAUCAGCAACAGAAGUGUAGUCUGUUGAGCAGACAUAAUAAGCAACGACCUGCUUAGUUAUCGAUUCAUCAACUUCUGCUUUUUCUGCAUCAAGUAGUAUCUAUUGAUUCUACUUGGCUAUAAAUAUCACCACACGCACCACAGGUUCCCCAAAUCACUUCCCGUCCUCUCCGCAUCGUUGUCGAAAAAGAGGAGAACCAAGCUAGUCGCGUAGUAUCCGGUCUCUUUUCAUCAUUCUCCUCUGCAGCACAGAACGCGGCUAGUUUGGCCAAAGACUCAUACCGGAUAGCCAAGGAUAGCGCGCAGACAGCAGCGACAUUGGCCACUAUGUUGUGGGAAUUGAUCGAUGAUGUUGUUUCAGUUAGAUGUUGAAGAGCAUGAUCAAAUUCAAAGAUACAGUUGCGCCUGGUGCUCAGCUCUUGAUGUUCAUGAGAAAACUAGAGCUAUAACUGGGUGAUCGUGAUUCAGAUUGUAAACCUGAUUCUUGAUUUUAUUUCCCCUCUAAACCCACCUCCGCACCGGAGAAUGUGAAGAGUGCGGCAGCGAAGAAUUUAGAGAAGGUUAGUGGAAAAGUUCCAGAACAGCUCACGCACACAGCGAGUGUGCUCAGUGGGGCUUUCCACUUCCUACAGCCAGAUGACAGCCCUACUGACGAAGACCAGAGCGAGAGGCUGCAGAGGUAUUCAGCAAUCGCAAAGUUGGGCGGGGGGGAAUCGUCGGUAUGACAGGAAAGAUAGAUUUCUUCUUGAUUUGUAGUCUACCUUGUAGUCUAUUGGUCGUUUCUCUGUGAAAACAAGAUCACUGUACUCAUCGAUCGUUCCUAGUAUUCUGCAGUUAGUCAUGUCUCCCCGUGUCCUAUAAGCAUCCUCCCGACCACCUAUUUCAAAAUCUGCCACUGGGAGCCAAAGCAAUGCAUCGUCGACCUUUAAGCCCGAAUCUCGAUUUGGUGCUGCUGCUAGGCCGCCUCCCGCUAGUCCAGACCUGGCACUUCUGGCAAGCCCUCCACGAGCAAAAAUCGCAGCAGAUGAGAACAAAACUGCAGAAGGCAGGCCAACAGACUCUUCAGCGGCAUCAUCGUCGUCUUCUAGUUCGUCCACAGAUUUAGCUGGCUCUCUGCGCAAGACACUUCUAGAUGGUGACGAGAAAAGUGGUGAUGCUGAAGGAGGCAAUCAAACCUCGUCUAAGACGCAAAGUACUUCACCCAAACCAGAUGCUGCACAUGAUCAGGACAAUAGUAGUCCCAGUAACAGGACAACAUCAUAUCAUGAAUACACUGCCAUGCUGGUUGACGAUGGGCCUUUGGGAUUGGAGUUCUCUUUAGAAAAAGCAGAAAAGAGCGAAGGUAGUGGUAGCACAUCCUCUAAAGCAUCUGCGGCGGCAGAUAGUCGUGGCCUUGACCGUGAACUACCUCGUGUCUUCGUGCGACACGUAGAUCCCUCGAGUAGCAGUCAGAAGAGCGGGGUUCGACCUGGGGACGAAUUGCUCAAAGUCGAUGGCCAGCAAGUCGCGUUUGAAAGCGUCCAUGCAGUUCAAGCGGUGCUCGAAAGUCUGCGACCUGUUCAGUGCUCGUUCCGCAGAGCAAAGCCAAGAGCUUCUACGAUGAAAAAAGUUAGCAGUCCUGAACUCUUAGAACAACAGCAACUAGAAGGUGCAACUACAAGAAGUACUAGAAGUAGUACUAAUGCAGCUGUAGCUGAUACGGAGAUGAAAUCCCCACCAUCAAGUACGAUAAGGACCGUAGCCGGACCACCUGGAGGUAGUGGGAGUCCUGGCAUAUCGUCAAAGCGCUCUCCAAAGGGCACCAACAAAGGAGGUUCUUCACCGAAUUACGCAGGAAGAAGCCCAUCUACUUCUAAACAAGGUCUAGCGCCGUCAUCGAAGUCAACAACAAGCAGUAUGACAUCACGUAGUGGGAGUAAAAUUCAUGCGCAGCAAAAGGAGGUGCCAGAGGUGGAUGCGAAUGCGCCUAUGCUGAUAUCGCCGUCAUCUUCAGCCGUGGGAACAAAGAUAAACCUUCAGUCGCCAUUAGGACAAACUUCCGGCUCAGCUAGAUCUUCUAGCUCGUCUUCUUCGACAUCAAAAGCAGAGAAAUCGUCAGAUGACCAAAACAAAAACAAUGAAGAUCUCGAGAAGCGAGUCGAAGAGUUAAAGUUGAUGUCAUCUCACUGGGAAGAGCAAGCACGAGGAGGGCAUGCGAAACUGGUGACGCUGACGGGAGAAUACAACUCUUUGGUUACGGCGCAUGAAGAGCUGGAAGGCGAACUAGACGAGCUUCGAUCAAGAGUGGGGGAGUUGUUAAGGCACAGUCUAGAACAAGUGAAUAGUAACACUUAGAACAACGUCAUCCUGAAAUCCUAGCAACAUCAAGGCAAGAACCAAAUGGUUGGGAUGGUUCCUUCCCGAAACCAAAAGCUAGCUCGCCCUACUUCUAAGCACUGAAGACUACAACAUCAAAUGGCAGCAAAGGCAUGACAAACAGGGACGCGAAAUGGAAAGACUCAAGAACUGGGUGAACGAACACAAGCCAGACGCCCACGAACUGAAGGAGGCUUUAUGACCACAUGCCACCGAUCGAGUUUUAGACUGCGUUUUUUUGUUCGUGCCCCUUCUUCCUCUUCGGUAUAUUUUGUUUUUUCUAGUUAGGUCUGCUCCACCAGCAUUAUCUUCGUGCCCCUUGGCCUUGCAUCUUCUACUUCAUCUUCUCGUUCUAGUAGUCCUACAACUGCUUUCAUCUUCCCCUACUCCUAGUAGUCCUACAACUGCUUUCAUCUUCCCGGGAAGCUGCUACUCGUGUCGCUGCACUGGAGACCGAGCUCCAGGAGUUGCGAACAGCGCAGACGGACCUCCAAAACCGCAAUACAGAAGUGCAAAAAGCGCUCGAACACGAACAAGGAAUCAACAAGAAACUCCAAUUGACGAUUGACACAGUACAGGGUGACCACGGGUCGGAGAUCGACCGAUUGGAAGCGUCGUUGGCGCAAGCGAAUAAGCAGAAACGCACGUUCCAGAGUCAAAUUUCGGAACUGGAGGAAUCCUUGCAAAAACGGAGAGUGACACAGACGCAGGAGAGUGAAAGGUUUUUUCGAUUAUAUUGCAACUCUUGUUUGGACUAUUUUCUGACUCUUGUUUGUCUUAGAAGGUCCUCCUGAUACAAUAGAUACAACACGGAAUGCCAAUAGUACCCAUCAUUUUCUAUGAUGUACUAGGUGUGGCUGUGCUACAAGGGAUGAAAAGUGAAAUUCCUUCGCGCUCCACGACCCGCACCAUAGGUUAAACUCCGAAAAGUCCCGCGUUGACGAACUUGAAAAAGAGCUAGCAAAAGUACGGGAAAGCUGUACUGCGCUGAUCGGUGAGCGGGAUCAUUUCUCAAAACUAGUCGACCAAUGCUUCGAAAAGAUGAAGCGAGAGUCGGAAGACCGAAUCUUCCAAGUAGACCGAAGAGUCGUCUGCGACAGUCUGACGCAGUACUGCAAAGUCGACCGAGUGCUAGGGAGGUCAUUGUUUGAGGGAGUUUUGCACAUUACGGGGAGCGGUGCGAGGCAGUAUAGACCGAAAAUGGAAGCGAUUGAAGAAGAGUACUCUAACGACGUAUUUCGCGUCUAGAAAGUCCAGCAGCUGUCGUGAUGAAGAUUGAGUUUUUUUGCGGCCAUGCAGUAUGAAUCCAUUACAACAACUACUUGCUUCACACUCCAGCCAUCUAUCACGACUCCUUCAUGGUUCAACAUUUGAAAAACCUACUCAGGAACCACACCCAGAAGCAGGAAAUCCUCUCCCGCCUCGCCGACUCUUUAGGCUUCUCCGCUGACGAGCGUGAACAGGUUGGUUUGAAUAGGAGCCACCUGUUUCAUGCACUGAGGAAUGAGGGUUCCGCGGCCCACCUGAAUAGCCCAGACACUGGACGACGGUUGAUGAGGCAAAAGGAAGGGCGGGCGUCGACAGCGUCUAAGGGGUCUGGAUUGGGCUCUCAAUUCGUCGAUUAUUUAGAGCAGGAGGUCGCGGAUGAUGACGAUGAGAAUAAAUAGGACGUUCACGUUGUUUUUAAGCAUUUUUAGAAUAGACGUUGUUUUUAAGCAUUUUGCUUCUUGGGUCGUUUUUCUUUUUGUUUCACGAAUUGGAAUCGAUACAUUCAACCUGUCCUCACAUGUAAAAUCUCGAAAAACGAAAAUGACCUUUUCACUUGCUUUUUCAAGAAACGUAUCUGCAAAAUUGUAAGAAAGGUGCAGCUCCUGCAUCCAAAGGCGCACUUCUACAGCCUGUUAAAAUGCUACUCUAUCUCUUUUUACAUGUUGAUCUUCAACAAGAUGGCUUUGACUUGACUGCCAAGUCCAAAUAUUUUUGCGUGAAACAUGUGGAUGUGACAGAAAAAUCGAGUCAGUUUUACGACUAGCGAAAGGAGCUGCAGCACCAGCAGCUGCCGCACUCGAUGACAUUUUUGUAAGCCAAGCUGGUUGUAAUGAUCGACGGAAGAGCUGAAGAUGUGAAAACCAAUGAGUUGAGAGUUGUGCAUAUUUAUCGAGGGGUCCGUAUAGUGACAACAUAGCAUCGUUGCAGCUUGU
Molecule: messenger RNA, 5365 nt
Organism: Amoebophrya sp. A25
Lineage: Eukaryota; Dinophyceae; Syndiniales; Amoebophryaceae
Source: the annotation of a GenBank genome assembly